GGGCUCCGCGGUUCAUCCCCCAUUCCCAGCCCGCUUCCUUCCUCCGAUCCUCCCCGCGCAGGCGCAGCUACUCUCCUCCCAAAUCCGCGAAAGCGCAGGUCGAGCAAAUCCGCUUCUCUGCCAACCCCGCUUGCUCCGUCGGAAGGAGGGUAGUGGAAGCAGGAGGAGGAGGAGGAGGAAGAGGAAAAUGUCGUCGCUGCGGAACGCGAUCCCGCGGCGGGCUCACAAGGAGCGCGCCCAGCCGGAGGCGAGGAAGAAGUUUGGGCUUCUGGAGAAGCACAAGGACUAUGUCGUCCGGGCGAAAGCUUACCACCGCAAGGAAGAAACCAUCAGGAAAUUGAAGGAGAAGGCAGCGUUCAAGAACCCAGAUGAGUUCUACUUUAAGAUGAUCAACAGUAGGACUGUUUGUGGAAUUCAUAAGCCUAAGCCUGAAGCAAAUAAGUAUACCGAAGAGGAACUUCUGCUUUUGAAAGAUAAAGAUAUGGGAUACAUGCUUCAGAGUAUUCAAAGUGAAAAAAAGAAAAUCGAAAAAUUAAGCUCAAUGCUUCAUGAACUGGAUAGCAAGCGUUCAAACAAGCAUGUUUACUUUGCUGAAGAUAGAGAAGAAGUGAAAGAAUUACAAUCCAGGAUAGAACAAAGCAGCAACUCACCUGGUUUUCACAACAUCCCUUCCCGUAUAAAGAAGAAGACAGCUUCUUCAUACAGGGAAUCAGAAGAGAGGAAACAGAGGCUUCAAAAGCUUGAGAAACUGUAUGCAGACAUGGCAUUGCAAAAGGAAUUGAAGAAACCUGGACGCAAGAGGAAACUCCGUGAAGAUGAGAUGGAGACUCCAACAUCACAGCCUGUUUACAAGUGGCGGGCGCAAAGGAAGCGGUGAGAUAAUAUGAAUGGCUGACAAAUGAAAGGAAACGUGAAGUAUUUACCAGUGGAAGUACUGGUCGUACUGGCAGAUGGACGCUGGCGCUUGAAGAGUUUUUCCCGAAUCCUAAAGCACUUACAAGUAACAGUGGCCCUCCACUGAGUACUGCAACUACUGUAUUUCUGUUCUUUGCUAAAUUGUUGGGCAAACAGAAUUAGGAUAAGCUGUAAGAACAACUUCGAUGGAUGUGAUAAAUUGGAACCUGUGUGGUUCGAUUCACUGGA
Messenger RNA from Phragmites australis (common reed), 1143 nucleotides. Its product is annotated as probable U3 small nucleolar RNA-associated protein 11. The transcript is spliced from 9 exons. Gene Ontology annotation, biological process: rRNA processing. Lineage: Eukaryota; Viridiplantae; Streptophyta; Magnoliopsida; Poales; Poaceae. The record is from RefSeq and is a predicted model, not a curated record. Gene Ontology annotation, cellular component: nucleolus; small-subunit processome. The coding region runs from base 188 to 877 and encodes 229 amino acids.